AUGGCGUCGUCGGCUGCAUCUACUUCAGCAUCUGGGGCAAACACUACCAGCUCUCCUCCCACAACCAGCCAGCCGAGCAACACGACUCCUCCAACCAAUUCUGAAUCAGGUGUCCCAGCCCCCACCGGUUCUUUGUAUGUUGGUGAACUCGAUCCCACUGUGACCGAGGCUAUGCUGUUUGAGUGCUUCAACGUAUUGGGCCCAAUUUCCAGUAUUCGCGUUUGUCGCGAUGCAAUCACCCGUCGUAGUUUGGGAUACGCAUAUGUGAACUUUCAUAGCUCAGACGAUGCUGAGCGUGCUAUGGACACAAUGAAUUAUAGUCUUAUCAAAGGACGUCCUUGUCGUAUCAUGUGGUCACAACGUGAUCCUGCUCUUCGCAAGACUGGCAGCGGCAAUGUAUUCAUCAAGAACCUUGAUCCUACCAUUGAUAACAAAGCUUUGCAUGAUACCUUUUCGGCUUUUGGAAACAUCCUUUCUUGCAAGAUCGCCUUGGAUGAAACUGGUCAUUCCAAGGGUUAUGGCUUUGUCCAUUACGAUACCGAAGAAGCUGCCACUACUGCUAUCCAAAAGGUCAAUGGCAUGUUGUUGAAUGACCGAAAAGUCUAUGUUGGCCAUCACAUUUCACGCAAGGAACGACAAGCCAAGAUUGAUGAGAUGAAGGCACAUUUCACAAACAUCUAUGUCAAGAAUCUCAGCCCUGACGUCAAGGAUGAAGAUUUGCGUACUUUGUUUGGUAACUAUGGUACCAUCACAUCGGCUGCUGUUGCCAAGGACGACCAGGGUCAAUCGCGUGGAUUCGGUUUUGUCAACUUUGAAAAGCAUGAUGAUGCUCAUCAAGCAGUGCAGGAAUUGAAUGGUUCAGAAUAUCAUGGAAAGGCCUUGUACGUUUCUCGAGCACAAAAGAAGAAUGAGCGUGAACAAGAACUUCGUCGACAAUAUGAACAAGCUCGUCUUGAAAAGCUUAGCAAGUAUCAAGGUGUCAACCUCUAUAUCAAGAAUCUCGAUGAUGAUGUCGAUGAUGAACGCCUAAGACAAGAAUUCUCCGUCUAUGGUAAUAUCACCAGUGCCAAAGUGAUGCGAGAUGAUACAACAGGUGUCAGCCGAGGUUUUGGUUUUGUUUGCUUCUCUGAAGCUGAUGAAGCUACACGUGCUAUCACCGAAGCCAAUGGUCGUAUGCUUGGAUCGAAGCCUAUUUAUGUUGCCCUUGCUCAACGUAAGGAUGUUCGUCGUUCUCAACUUGAAGCACAAAUGGCCCAACGUGGUCAAAUGCGUAUGAUGAGUAUGCCAGGUGGUCCUGUUCCUCAUGCUGGAUACAUGCCUCCCAACGCUUAUUAUCCUCCUGGUGCUUUUGUACCCCCAGGCCCUGGUGGCCAACGUCCUCCAAUGUUUGCUCCUGCUGGUAUGAUGCCACCUCGUCCUCGAUGGCCACAACAACAACAACAACCUCCUUAUCCUGCUGGCCCACAGGGUUAUCCUCGUCCUCAGCAACAACAACAACCACAACAACAGCAACCCCAGCAACAACAACAGCCACAACAACAACAACAAAAUCAACAACAACAACAACAACAACCACGUCCUAGCCCUCCUGCUACCAACCAACCUGCACCUUUGACAGCUGAUUCUCUUGCAGCAAUGCCAGCAGAACAACAAAAGCAGACUUUGGGUGAACGCUUGUAUCCUCUCAUCCAUCAACAACAGCCUGACUAUGCUGGCAAGAUUACUGGCAUGUUGCUUGAAAUGGAAAAUAACGAUCUAUUGCAAUUGUUGGACAACAAGGAAACAUUGGAAGGCAAAAUCAACGAAGCGAUGGAAGUCCUCAAGCAACAUUUUGGAGAGCCUGAGAGCGCUUAA
Lichtheimia ornata is the source of this 1854-nucleotide messenger RNA. RefSeq lists its product as uncharacterized. Gene Ontology annotation, cellular component: ribonucleoprotein complex; nucleus; cytosol. The coding region runs from base 1 to 1854 and encodes 617 amino acids. Lineage: Eukaryota; Fungi; Mucoromycota; Mucoromycetes; Mucorales; Lichtheimiaceae. Gene Ontology annotation, molecular function: poly(U) RNA binding; poly(A) binding; mRNA 3'-UTR binding. The transcript is spliced from 6 exons. The record is from RefSeq and is a predicted model, not a curated record.